ACGAAAUGUUUACUGCUGAAUUGUAUGCUGUGUUUAAGAAUCCAAUUCUCAAAUCAUUUUAAUAGUUAACAAACAUGAACAGUGCGAGCUUAAAACAGUUUGGUAGCUUUUAACCAUUUAACCACGAGUACAUUGUGGGAUAUAACGAGUUGGUAAACCGAAAUGUGUGGAUUUCUUUUAAACUUGUUUAACGCUCAUGCUUUGUAUAGGGAAAUCGAAAGUAAAGCGCCCAGAGCCACGUCAACAAUCUGGUCCAAGUUUUUGUCAUACCAAAACCCCCGUAUUUUAAAUAAAAACCGAAGGGGGUAUGGGGUGAAAGGGAUUAUAUGCCGUCUGCCAUCGACCAGCGUAAUCGGCCCAACUUGGCCCUAGCUACGCGCCUGUUAUGAUCAAAACGAAAACAAUGGAAUUUAAGAACAUUAUAAUACUAAUUAGCACAAUUUUGAUGGCACUCUUGUUGCAAAUCAGUACGUCAGAACAUUUCGCAGAGGACUGUACGGAGAGCCAAGUACUGUGCAAGAAAGGAAUGUAUGCGGAGAACGCUUGUUAUUCAUUUAAACAAGCAGCAUGUCUUCUAAAAGACAUUCUUAAUUUUACAAAUAUAUUCACAACAACAACUAAUUUGGAGAAACAUGUCGACGACAGAAUUGCUGGGUUCAAUGAGACAAUGUUUAGACAAAUUUCUGUCGAAUUGGAGUCAGUCAAUGAACGUUUGAAUAAAAGUAUUCAGGAAAAGGUUGAAGUCAUUUCUAAUAAUUUUAAUAAAGCAGAAGGUGAUAUUAAAAAGUUAUAUGAUACUUUGGACGAACAAAGCAAUUCUACUGACCAUGUCAAGCAGGAGGUUUCUAAAAUGAAUAGUUCGAUAAGAGGUGAUAUUAAUAUUUCAAUAUCAGAACUCAGAACUAAUUUAGAGAAUCAAACACGAGAAAUAAAAACCACGCUUGAACAACUAGAUGAACAAACAAAAGCUAGUCUGAAUAGUAAUAUAAAACAGUUGAAUGGUCACUUUGACGACCUAAGCAAUUCUACUGACCAUAUCAGGCAAGAGGUUUCUAAAAUGAAUAGUUCGAUAAGAGGUGAUAUUGAAAUAUCACUAUUAGAACUCAGAACUAAUUUAGAGAAUCAGAAACAAGAUAUGAGUACCGAGCUUAAAAAAAGAGAUGCAGAAACAAAAACAUACCUGGAACGCAAUUCAGAAACUUUGAAAUCAGAUUUAAAAGAUUUAAACCUCACCUUUGUCGAAACGAACAGCUCACUUAGUAAAAGGAUAGCUGAUAUGGAAGACCAGUUGUGGAUUAAUGAAGAGGAUGAAGGAGGUGAAACACAAAGAAUCAGUGUUAAAGAGGAAGUGGUCAAUACUCAGAAACAUUUCGAUGCCAAUAACACGCGACUACAACAUAACAUUGACGAUCUUCAAAAGGAAUGUCAAUCACAGUUUAAAACUCUGAUUGAUCAGGUAAAAAUAGUCAAAGACAGCUAUACCCAACAUGUCAGCGAAACGACCAAUCAGUUAAAAAGUUUGCAAGAAAAGACAACUAGCAUUGAAGAAAACUUGGCUACGUUCAGAAAGGAAAAUAAAGACGACAUUUUGCUCGUGCAGGAAGAGAUAAAAAAAGAAAAGGAUAAUGUUUCGGAGAUGAAGGAAAGGGUUGAAAAAAACAUUAAAGCAACGGAAGAUUCUUUGAAAAUUUUUGUUGAAACAACACGGACCAGUCUUCAAAACGAGUUUGACGAGAAGCUAGAUAAGUUUAAAGCAAACAUCAGCGAAACGUUAGAUAGCGUUCGAGUUGAAAUUGAAAAAAUUAAAGUAAAGUUGGAAAAUCAGUUAGCUAAUGUCACGAGCAAUGUGAGCUACCAUAAAGCGAUUAUCGAUGUAAUAUUGCCCAACACCUUCAACAAAGACUUUUUCAUGCUGGCCUUCAUGCUGCUUUGCCUGAUGGUGAUCGUCAAUUUCGUCGUCUUGCUCUGUUGUGUCACCAAAUCACGGUCAACCAGUGCAAUGACCGGACAAUGGGCCACGGGGACGGGGGAAAUGACCGGAAAUCACCGUGCAUCAAGAUCGCCUUUUCAGGUGAUGGAUAAACUCGACUUUUCUCGAUCCUUAAGACAACGCAGGGGGCUUGAAGCAGAGAUCAGCUUAGUAUAUUUCAAUGGUGACGUAGCGCCUGUGAUAACCAAAGUAAUGCUUCAGAUUUCCGAGCACCUGCCAGAUCAUUUACGUCAGCAGCAGAUUCCCCAAUAUCGCAUUCGUCAUCAUGACGAUAUUCCUGGAAUUCCACACUCGAAGCUAUGUUUCAUGUUUGCAGAAUUUCAUGAAAGACACGUGAUCAUAGAAGAACCAGGUCUAGGCCUCGGGGAUUUAAAACGAAGCACUGUAACAGCUAUUGAAAAGUUGGGAGCAAACCUCGUGAUCUUAUACGUCCUGCAUCCAGACUCCCGUCGUCUUCGCGAGAACGAGUUGUUUCACGACGCCAUCUACUGCACGCGCAAGCAAUCGGAAGUGAAAAAGUUCGCCGAUGAUGAGCGUUUCCUUAGUCUAUAUGACAAGUGCACAGACUUUCAAACUCAAAACCUGGUGAAAAUUAUUAAGGAAACACUUUUCUGAUAACAGUACACAAAUGAAAAAUACGAAAUCCGUCGACAUGAUACAAAAUAGUACAAGUAACCGUAAUAAAAAUGUAACCAUUCAGUAUGUUGUAAACAUGCUCUCUGACCAUGAGCAAUGCUUUUAAAAAACAACAUUUACAGAACCUGAGUUAAAUUACAUCAAUGAGUUUAAACAAUCGAAGGUGUAAGUAUCGUCUGUGUGAGAUGUCCUGUAAGCAGAUGACACUGAAUACCUUCUCACUGCCUCCUGCUGCCCCCUACUGAUAUCAAUGUGUGUUGAACAAUAUGUUUUUACGAAUAUCUAUGUUUUUGUUUUGACAGACAUAAGGGAGAAGUUGUUUUGAUAGAUUUUCACAAUUUAGAGUAUUUGUUUGUAUUUUAUAUUACAAUUUUCUGUUUUAUGAAAUGUGUAUAAAGAUCCUUUAUUAACUUUAUGUUUAAUUUUCACUAAUCACCAUUGAAGGGCCACCAUUUUAUCAACAAACGUAUCGUACAAAAACUUUCUCGAAACGAGUUUUGUAAGGAGCACUUCAACUUAAAAAGCUGGGGAAAAAUCUAUUGGCCAGUGUCUUGGUUUAUUUCAUUACGGCAGUUAAAUUGUGUGUUUAGUUUGUGGCAUUGACUUAGUAAUUCAUGGGGAACAAUAAUAUGACGAAAUAUUCGUGGGCAUACCUUCGUUGAUAAAUUGGGUCCAUACAGUCUAUAGAAUGAUGACAAUAAUAUUAACUUGUGUUUUCCAAAGGUUGUUUUAUAUAUCUUAGCUUGAAUUGCAAUGUGUGCGUUAUUGUUAUGUUCACUUUGUGCAUCUGAUUUGAGUGAUGAAUGUACCACUGUGUGAAUCUGUUAGUUAUGAUACUUAAAAGGUUGAAACAUCCAUAUGUAGUUAUGUGUAGUCAUGUGUAGUUAUGUGUAGUCAUGUGUAGUUAUGUGUAGCCAUGUGUAGUUAUGUAAAGGCAUGUGUAGUUAUGUGUAGUCAUGUGUAGUCAUGUCUUUCUUUUGCUUUAAAAUCCAUUCGUCUUGGCAUUUUCGCUCAUAAUCACUUAGCUAAUUUGCAUACCGUCACUCAUGUUAAAUAAAAGAAAUCCUAUUGUUAUAACACGGUUGCAGUAGGUUGGUUUUUGGUAUGAAAUAAUGAGUAGAAGUUUGACAGCCAGUUUAAGCCAGCGUAGGUCACAAGAACUACAUAGUCAUGUGUAUAAAUAUGUUUAAAACAAAUCUGAAAAAGUGUCACUAUUUGUAUAUGAUUAUCUGAAUGACUAAUUUAAUAUGCUAUUGUUUUCUUCAAUUUUAAGUUCCUAUAUAGGCAGAUGAAUCAUGUUCACAUAUAUUUCACCUAUGCUACAUCCAAGUGUAUGUUUUGCUCGUGGUGUAUUCUAUAAUUUAUGCUGACAGCCGUCCAUUGCCUGUGUAUAUGUUGUCUGCUACGUGUUAUAUAAUCAUAUUAAUUUGUAUCAUACUAUCCGAUGAUCCUUUUAUUUAAUAGUGCCAUUUAACGUGUAGCUUUGUGUGUAUGGUGGGUGUUGGGAUAAAUAAUAAAGAUAUUACAAAGCAUAUCAAAUCUAAGACUAGAUAAACUUAUUCGGCGUAGCCCGUAUAAAGAGGCGACUUAAGUUAGCAAAAAUAAUUUCAUAAUCAUAUUUUUUUUUAAUCAAACAAUGCUCACAUUUUGAUAAAGUUUUAUGUUUUACUAUACUGUUGACCUGCUCAAGUCAUCCAGUGUACAAUAGAUGGAUUGUCAGUAGAAAACGUGAAAUGUCAAAAGGUCCUCGGGGUGCAUGUUGAUCAGACAUUGUCAUGGCAUACACAUGUUAAGACUGUAGUGAAUAAGCUUAAUUCAAAAUUGGCACUUUUAAGAAGAAUAGCAUAUUAUUUAACAGACGAGAUAAAAUCAUUGUAUUAUAAUGCAUAUAUCAUGUCAAACAUGGAGUACUGUUGUAGUGUCUGGGGACUUACACAUUCCUCAGAUACCACAAAAAUCACUAACAUUCAGAAAAGAGCGAUUAAGCUAAUAAUGAAGUCGGGAACUAGCCACUGUGGAAACAUGUUCAAACAGUCUGGGUUGCUAUCUUUUGAAGACAGGUGCUAUUAUCAUCUCUCAUUACUUGUUUUCAAAAGCAUGAAUUGUUUGACUCCUUCGUACUUCACAGAAUUGUUAACAUUUGCCAAAAAUGAGCACUAUAACUUGCGUUCUUCAGAAAACAAGGAUCUUUUUGUUGUAAAACCUAGAACAAACUACUAGUAUAUCAAAAAUACAUUUGCCUAUAAAGCAAUGAAAAUUUGGAAUAAUCUUCCUACAUACAUAAAAUGUCAAGAUAAGCUACCAGCCUUUAAACAUGCAUUAAAAGGCUACUUAUUGGCAAAAUAAUUUUAUCACAUGAACAAAAAAUCUUGACACUUUAUUUAAAUCACAUUAUAAUAAAUAGUUCAUUGUUUACAUGAAUUGUGUUAAUGUACGUAUAUGACAUUCUUGCAACAACUUGUAAUGGAUACUACCAAAUAUGUAAAUAUAUUGAUUGAAUGUGGUUUUACUGAAUAUAUCUACAUUAUUUACAGUAUGAAAUUAUUGUAAUUUAUAAUCAUCAUAUUAAACUGAGUUGUGUUUGUCGAAGAAAUGUAUGAUAGUGAUAGUGUGAUUGUAUGUUUUGUAUGUUGCUUAAUAUGUAUAGUACAUGUGUUUUUGUAAUACUCUUUGUGUGAAGGCCAUGCUGGAAAUAAGUAGUAUGUCUGUAAUGAUUGUACACUUAGUAUGUAACCUUCGUUAAAUAAAGUUGUUAUUAUUAUUAUUAUUAUUAUCACUUAUUGCAUACAGUGCCUACAACAAUCAUAGUUUAAUAUUGUAUGAAUUCAUAAAUGAUACAGGUUAAACUUGUCUCCUCUUGUUUACAAUGUUUCAUAGUUAUUUUACAUGAUACAAACUAUUUGUUUAGUUUUUUACGAUUUGUAUAUGUAUAUGAAUUUAUUAGAUGUUAAUUUGAUAUUUGGUUUAUGAGAGACCUAUCGAAUACGAUAUAGAUUCGCACAUGUGAAUUAACACCAUAGCACCUAUACGAAUACUAAAGACAUGUUAUAGACAUAUAGUUAACCUAACUGCUCAAAUGCUAUUCUAUAUUCAUUCAGUUGUCUUUCUAUCUAUAAGUCACAUCCUAUGACCUAUCGCCUUGUAUAUAUGCAUACAAUACAAUUUAUCAAUGAUCAAGAAUUUUCUUUUUACUUAUUUCAUUUUUAGAACUGUUUCAACGAAAUAAAUUUUAUUCUGUUC
Mya arenaria is the source of this 5866-nucleotide messenger RNA. RefSeq lists its product as uncharacterized. Bases 386 to 2605 code for a protein of 739 amino acids. NCBI's taxonomy places the organism in Eukaryota, Metazoa, Mollusca, Bivalvia, Myida, Myidae. The transcript is spliced from 7 exons. The record is from RefSeq and is a predicted model, not a curated record.